AUGGCGACGAAGACAACGCGAGCAGAGUUCGAAAAGGUCUUUCCCUCGCUGGUCGAGGAUCUGCUGGGGGAAUGUCGCAAGUUCAAUCUUCCAGCAAAUGCUUUGCAAUGGUUCGAAAAGUCUCUCAAUGUGAACACCCCCACGGGGAAGCUGAACAGAGGCAUGUCAGUACCAGACACUGCCAUCCAGCUCCUCGGGAGGCCCUUGUCCCCUCAGGAAUUCAAAGACCUCGCAACCCUGGGAUGGCUCACCGAGUUGCUGCAAGCAUUCUUCCUCGUGAGCGACGAUAUCAUGGACGCCAGCAUAACCCGUCGCGGAGAACCGUGCUGGUACCGCCAUCCAGGGGUGGGAAUGAUCGCCAUCAACGAUGCCUUCAUGCUCGAGUCCUCUAUCUACCUCAUUCUGAAGAAACACUUCCGCAGCCACGCCGCCUAUAUUGACCUGGUCGAGCUCUUUCACGAAGUCACUUGGCAGACGGAAUUGGGCCAGUUGUGCGAUCUGAUCACUGCACCAGAAGACCAGGUUGAUCUGAGUAACUUCUCCAUGACCAAGUACACCUUCAUCGUCAUCUACAAGACCGCGUACUACUCCUUCUACCUCCCCGUGGCUUUGGCCCUGCACUACCUUGGUCUCGCCACUCCCAAGAACUUGAAACAAGCACACGACAUUCUCAUCCCACUAGGCGAAUACUUCCAAGUCCAAGACGACUAUCUGGACGCGUUUGGGGAUCCCUCGGUCAUCGGCAAGAUUGGCACAGACAUCAAGGAUAACAAGUGUGGGUGGUUGGUCAAUCAAGCACUGCUGAUCUGCACACCGGAGCAAAGAAAGCUGCUGGACGAGAAUUAUGGGCAGAAGGAUGAUGCAAAGGAGGCAAAGGUGAAGGAGUUGUACAACGAGCUACAACUAGAGAAGAGAUAUCAAGACUACGAGGAGAAGCGUGUUGGAGAGCUGCGUGGAUUGAUCGCGGCCGUGGAUGAGAGCGAGGGCCUGAAGAAAGGUGUGUUUGAUGCAUACCUGGCAAAGAUCUAUAAGAGGAGCAAAUGA
This is a messenger RNA of Fonsecaea nubica, 1044 nucleotides long. RefSeq names its product farnesyl pyrophosphate synthase. Gene Ontology annotation, biological process: trans, trans-farnesyl diphosphate biosynthetic process. The transcript has 2 exons. Lineage: Eukaryota; Fungi; Ascomycota; Eurotiomycetes; Chaetothyriales; Herpotrichiellaceae. The record is from RefSeq and is a predicted model, not a curated record. Gene Ontology annotation, cellular component: cytoplasm. The coding region runs from base 1 to 1044 and encodes 347 amino acids. Gene Ontology annotation, molecular function: dimethylallyltranstransferase activity; (2E,6E)-farnesyl diphosphate synthase activity.